CUGUUAUGGUGUUAAUGGGAAUUUUGGCGUGGUGAAGGCACAUCCCUGAUGGAACAAAGGUUUAUGACAAGAACUGUCAAAAUAUUGGAGUAUUGACUUAAAUGUGUUUAUAGUUUUUUUUACACAAUGGACUUUUAGUAAAUAUAAAGCCACGAUUUCAUCAAAGGAAUAUUUUACCACGACAUUUAUAAUGUCAUCCGUGCAACGGGCUUUUACUCAGAAACUGAGUAAACAGCAUGCAGCUGACGUUAGACGUCAGAUUGCUAGUUCUACCUCAUAUUCGCGUGAUCUGUCUAAGAGUGGCAGCACGUUCUCAGGCUUUUCUUCAACGAUGUCAUUAUGCGAGGUGCUAGAGCCAUUAGACUACGAAGAAUUUCUAGCACAGCAUCAAUCAGUUCUAGACCGAGAUCCUCUUAAGUCCAUAUUAGAUUUUCCACCUGGUGAUGUUGAACUGAAAGUAAUAAACAGGAAGAUUCGAACGGAAGAACCAAUUGUCCCUCAUGAAUCCUUGGAUACAGUAUCUCCUUAUGUUAGAAGAUGUAUUGAAAGUUUUACUUCUGAUUGGGUAGUAGUUCACAGGAAGUACAAGCGGAGAGUAUCUCCUAUUGCAAGGGACAGAUUACUGCAAGAUACCCCGAGACAAGACUUUGAGGUGGAUCAAGAGGAUACGAAUGAUUCAGGAUCACCAAAUGAAGAAGAGGAUUUAUCAAGUUCUGGUGAAACACCAAGAGGAUCUUGGGCAAGUUUAGAUUUGCGACAUUCACAACAUGACCCCCUUCUUCCAAGCUUGUUGGACCGUGUCUGUCCAGAAACUAUUGACCAAAUGAAUGAGCAGAAGAGAUCAGAAGAUCGCCAAGAAGCAUUGUUUCCACUUUAUGCACCUCCAGCUUCCCCAGACGAUGAAUGGCAAGAAAUUAGUGCAGCACCAGAACCUUCAGAACCUUUUUCCCAUAAAAUUUUAGUGAAAUGUCUUCAGUUGAAACUAGAGUUGGAAGUUGAACCAAUUUUUGCAAGUCUAGCAUUGUACGAUGCCAAAGAGAAGAAGAAGGUGUCUGAGAAUUUUUACGUAGACAUGAAUUCAGAAGGGUUGAAAAGGAUGCUUGGAAGUCACAUUGCAUACAGCGAUGCCAGUACCAUGGCAAGAAGCUGUGUGAUGAGUAUCAGUAAACCCAGUCCAGAUUUAUUUUUAGUUGUCAGACUUGAGAAGGUAUUGCAAGGUGAUAUAUCAGAAUGUGCUGAGCCAUAUUUGCGUGAGGAUAAGAAUAAAGAAAAAGUGAGAGCAGCAGCAACAGCUGCAUGUGAACGAUUGGGUCGAUAUAGAAUGCCGUUUGCAUGGACUGCUAUUCACCUUUCCGGAGUAAUAGGAGGAGGCGGGGACACGGAUAGCACUGGAAGUGCUGGAUCUCUGGACAGGAAAUCAGGUGGAUUGGAACAAUGGCGUAAAAAGGUAGAACCACCAACUAGAAGAGGCUCACUGGAAAGAAGGAGUUCUGACAAAAGACGUAGUUGGUCACCGGAUGAUUUUGCUAACUGUCUGGACACAUUUAGGCCAAUCACAUUGACCGUGUCAAGUUUCUUUAAGCAAGAGAGCGAACGUCUAAGAGACGAGGAUUUGUACAAACUUCUAGUAGAACUACGAAGGCCUGGCUCUAAUUUGAAACGAUUAAAAUGCCUGCCAGGUAUUCUGAAACUGGACCUCAGUCCCAGACCUGAGGAACUGCCUAGGUGUCUGGAUCCUGACCUUAGAAAAUUAAUACCAUACCCGGACGAGAAAAGUAGACCGGUUAAAGAGAUACUGGAGUUUCCAAGCGAGGUUGUUUCGCCAGAUCUCACCUAUCGUAAUCUCCUUUACGUCUACCCAAAGGAAGCAAAUUUCAGCUCUAGGACCGGUUCUGCUAGAAACAUCGCUGUGAGAAUUCAAUUGAUGGGUGGUGAACAAGAAGCUGAUGCUCUAACAGCCAUUUUUGGAAGAUCAUCCUGCCCUGAAAUGACUCACGAAUGCUUCACUUCUGUAUCCUACCAUAACAAGAACCCAAACUUCUAUGACGAAGUGAAAAUUCGUCUUCCUGCCGACUUGAGCGCUAAACAUCACUUGCUAUUCACGUUCUACCACAUCAGUUGUCAAAAGAAGGCUGAGCAACCUAAUGUCGAGACUGCUGUAGCGUACACGUGGUUGCCACUUUUGAGAGAUGGACACUUGCAAUCUGGAGAGUUCAGUCUCCCCGCAAUGUUGGAUCCACCUCCAGCAAAUUACUCGUACAUCGCACCGGAUGUCCUGCUGCCUGGUACCAGAUGGGUAGACGCUCACAGAGGCGUUUUCACAGUGAUUCUGGAACCUGUAUCCAGCGUACAUCCUCAAGAUAAAUACAUAGAUAGAUUUUUAUCGCUGUGCGGCUACUUGGAGACCGGCCAAGUGCCCCCGCGAAUUGGCGAAGCGGGAAUGGAGUCCGAAAUAAAGUCAGCCCUGCUGGAAUUGGCAAGAGCAUCUCAUUCUGCUUUAGUACGUUCACUACCUCAACUGCUGGACCAAUUAAUAUCGCUCUUAGUACGCCCUCCGACAUUACCGUCGCAACCACUGAACGUGGCAGCCACGGUUUUCGAGGCUAUAGGUCUCCUGGUGCGAAAUAUCACCAAUUUGCCAGACGGCCAAUUGGACGCCCACGGGAGACACGCGCUUUUGGCCACAUACGUCGCCUAUCAGUGCUCCUUGCCAAGGAUGACCCACACUCAGGGCAUCGUCAGAGCUCAAAGCAACCCUGAUCUACCUCUGGAGGACCUGGAAAUGGAAGUGCAUUCCCGGGGACUUGACCGGACCGCGUCGAUGCGUCAAGAAUCCCCUUCGAUAAACAAUCAGCCAACAAGGAGACUCCUACACGAGGAGUUAGCUCUACACUGGGUUGUGUCUACGGGUCAGGCACGAGAAUUAGCAGUCACCUACUCGUGGUUCUUUUUAGAACUGAUCGUUCGUUCCAUGGUCGUGACGCUGGCAGAGAUGGAUAUGCUUGAGGCUCCACGAAAGUCGAGGUUCUCUCCCCAGUUCUGCGACGACGUGGCUACGCUCACUGCUGCCUUAACGUCGGAGGUGAAAUCGCGCUGCGGAAAGGAGAACAGGGUACCCAACAAUCUGAUCUCGAGUCUCGGUAACUUCCUAUCCGACCUGCUGUCCGUGAUGGACAGAGGAUUCGUCUUGUCCCUCAUGCGGGCAGCGUGUUGCUCUCUGUCGGAUGCAUCCAUGCACAUCCCUGAUUCAGCCGCCCUUUAUGCGCUGAAGCUCGAUCUGGUGCGGACAGUGUGUUCGCACGAGCACUACGUGGCGCUGAAUCUUCCCUUUGGGACGGGAUACACGUCAGGAUCCGCGCCAGCGUCGCCCAGCCCGUCGACGGGCAGUUCGGGCAGCUUGAUAUCUACUCUAGUGCCCGGAGACCGAGCCAGAUUCUCGGAACUCAGUCAGGAAUUCCGACAGCAGCACUUUAUGGUGGGCAUUGUUUUGUCCGACUUGUCGAACACUUUGGAAAUACCGAAUCCCAUGCUGCAAAACAAAGCCAUAGGAACCGUCCGCCAUCUCAUGGCCUGCCAUGAUGUGGACUCGAGGUAUUCUGACCCUGCCGCGAAGGCUAGAGUCGCGGCACUCUAUUUGCCGCUUUUGAACAUCAUAAUGGAUGCCCUGCCACAACUCUAUCAUUGGGAUUCGAAGGACAAGAGCGUGUACCCUGAUGAAUCUGGGUCCAUCACGCAGUCUGUGGCUCUGGCCAUAGCGGGAGGGGUCUCCGCAGACACUGCAGGCACUCAAUGCAGAGUUUCCUUGAGUUCUGAGGCUACGAGACACUUGUUGAUGUGUGUUCUAUGGGUUCUCAAGGGUUUGGAACAGUCAGCGUUAGCGCAGUGGUGUUCAGAGUUAAGUUCCAGGCGUAUAUUGUGCCUUCUUCAGGUUCUGAAUAUUGUUACGGCAGCUUUUGAGUAUAAGGGUAAGAAAGCGCUGAAGAGGCUGCCACCGCAGGCUGCAGCUACCAGUGAUAUUCGGUCCAGACUGGAGGAUGUGAUUCUCGGUCAAGGAAGUGCCAGAAGUGAAAUGAUGUUGCGAAGAAAGGAGAGGAUGAGUGGAGAUAAACUGAGAUGGCGUAAAGAUCAGAUGCCUUAUAGAUCAUGCGAACAGUCAGAAGGGAGAGCCGUGGAACAAGAUGCUCAUAUAGAAGGUGCCUUAGCAGCUGAAGCCUCUCUGGUGGUUUUGGAUACUUUAGAAACAGUUGUUCAGGCUGACGGUGGAGGAGGUGCAGUCGUAGGAGCAGUAUUGAAAGUACUCUUAAGGGCAUUAGCCAGGAAUCAAAGUACAUCUGUACUGCAACACAUGUUCAACACUCAACGUGCUUUGGUAUUCAAAUACCACAGUGCUCUAUUUGAUGAGGAGAGUGAAAGAUGCGGUGAUUUGUGUUUAACAUUACUCACUAGGUGUAGUUCCCCCUUAAGUGCUGUUCGUAGCCAUGCUGCUGCCAGUCUUUAUUUACUGAUGCGUCAAAACUUUGAAAUUGGCAAUAAUUUUGCAAGAGUCAAGAUGCAAGUCACGACAUCCUUGUCAGCUCUUGUUGGAAGAGGAAGAGCUCCCAGUGAAGGAGCACUGAGAAGAGCAUUAAAGACAGUGCUGGUCUACGCUGAGAGAGACACAGAAUUGGCAGACACAAGUUUUCCGGAACAAGUAAAAGAUCUUCUGUUCAAUCUACAUAUGAUCCUCUCUGACACUGUCAAGAUGAAAGAAUUUCAAGAGGAUCCAGAAAUGCUGUUGGAUCUCAUGUACAGAAUUGCUAAGGGAUAUCAGGGUUCACCAGAUCUAAGGCUUACGUGGCUGGCAAAUAUGGCCCAACAACACAUGGAAAGAAAGAAUCAUACAGAAGCUGCCAUGUGUUUGGUCCAUAGUGCCGCUUUAGUGGCAGAAUAUUUACACCUUUUGGAACCAGGAGGUGGUGGAAGACCAGUAGGAGCUGUUGCUUUAGCUCCUGUUACUCCAAAUGCCUUGGAGGAAAGUGCUGUUGGUGAUGAUGUAUUAGCUAGAAGGGAGGAAGGUCUGUGUUUGGGUCCAGAUUUCUCAGAAAGUGGCUUAGCAGGUUUAUUGGAACACGCUGCCAGUUCUUUCCAUGCAGCUGGAAUGUAUGAAGCCAUCCCUGAUGUAUACAGAGUGUUGCUUCCAAUUGCAGAAGCAGCUCAUGAUUAUAAGAAACUAGCUAACAUUCAUGGGAAGUUGCAUGAAGCAUAUACUCGAGUGGAACAAUUAGCAGGAAAACGGGUAUUUGGUACGUAUUUCAGAGUGGGUUUUUAUGGCGGACGAUUUGGAGAUCUUGCUGGCGAGGAAUUUGUUUACAAAGAACCUACUUUAACCAAGCUACCAGAAAUAUUUUCGAGACUUGAGAAUUUCUAUGCUGAAAGAUUUGGCGCUGAGAACAUUGUGAUAAUAAAAGAUUCGAACCCAGUAGACCCUAGUAAAUUGGAACCAGAUAAAGCCUAUGUUCAAAUUACUUAUGUUGAACCUUAUUUUGAGCCACAUGAACUCAGGCAUAGGCCUACUAUUUUUCAUAGGAAUUUUAAUAUCAAGCGAUUUGUGUAUGCAACACCUUUUACACCUGGUGGUAAAGCACAUGGAGAGUUAAGGGAGCAAUGCAAACGUAAAACAAUAUUAACAGUGGCCACACAUUUCCCUUAUCUGAAAACAAGAAUCCGGGUAGUUGCCAGAAAGCAAAUAGUUCUAAGUCCAAUUGAGGUUGCUAUUGAAGAUAUACAAAAGAAGACUGCAGAAGUUGCUGCUGCUACAGCACAAGAACCACCCGAUGCAAAAAUAUUGCAAAUGGUUCUACAAGGUUGCAUUGGAACAACAGUGAACCAAGGGCCAGCAGAGGUUGCAGUAGUAUUCCUUUCUGGAUUAAGGGAACAAAAUGCACAACCCACAAGGUUGCAGCACAAAUUGCGCUUAUGUUUCAAGGAUUUCUCAAAGAAAUGUCUGGAUGCUUUGAGAAGAAACAAAAAUUUAAUUGGGCCAGAUCAAAGAGACUAUCAGCGAGAAUUAGAGAGAAACUACCAAAGAUUAACAGAAAGACUUGCUCCUCUUAUUGCUUGGAGUGGACCUUCAUUAAUGAACCAACAAAGCGUACCAUCAAUAUCACCACGCUGGUAAAAUGACUGAAUUUGCUGCUAUUUAAAAGUUACCAAAGAUCAUUGACAGAAAUAUUGAACUUUCACAUUACCAGCAUAUACUUUUUAUAAUAUACAUAUACAUUAUAUUUAUAUUUACCCAUAUUUCAUAGCAAUAGAGUAUUUUUGUCUGCUGAUAUACAGAAUAUCUUAGGUAAUUUAAUUGAAUGCUAUAUCAGUAUAUAAAGAAAGACUAGAGUAUUAACUAAGAAUAAUUACAACUAGUCCUUUAAAUAAAAUAAAAGACAAUUAAUUGCAAGAAGACUUCUUUCGAUAAUUGAUGAAAUAAAACUAUUAUUUCAUAUGAUAAAGGUUUCAUUGACCAUAGUUUUUAUAUGCUUUUGACUAAAAUUCAUGUAACAUGUGCAGAACUUAACGAGGUUAAGUAAAAAUGUCAAUAUUAAAAUCAUGACACUAAUUUUUUAUGUGACUACUGCUUUAAUAAUUACGUAGAUAAGUAUUAUUUCCAAUUACAUAUAAUAACUUAUAUGAAACGCAAUUUCAAGCUGUGUCUAUAUUUUGCAUUACAAUGCACGAUAUACAGCCUAAAUAUAUCAAAGUUAAAUGUCUAUUUAUGUAUCUAGCAGUUAAGAGAGCUGUGAUUUUCCAAUCAAAUAGUAAUUUAUACGUAUUACCAUGAAACAAUUGCGGAAACUUAUAAUAACAGACUUUUUUUACCAAAACUUUUUAUGAAUGACGAAUAGACUUAGUCAUUUAAACUAUAAUUUAUAUUUUUAUGUUAUACGAUCAAUUAUCGCAUUAUAAGUAAACAUUUUAUCGAAAGAAAAAAAUAAAUAUUUUAUUAAACAAAAAAUGUUUAUAACACAAACUUCUAAUUAUUUUCAUCGAAAAGUCUAUCAUUAAAAGUUUCUCUAAUGUUUAUGAGAAUAAUUAAUUUGAUAUAGGAAAUAUUUGCAGGAUGCUGCCAAUUAAUUUAGUAAAUUAAACAGUAUAACUGGCAAAUGUACUUUUAUAAUACUAAACACAUUUCUCGUAUAUUUUUUAACAUUCUUCAUUAAUUGUUAACAUUCUUAUGCUUCUAGUCGAAAGUAUAAUCACAAUUAGUGAUAAAAAAAUGCGUGCAAGACAUCAAAUGAUACUUGAAGCUUAUUAAUAAUUUAUACAUGCAUAUUAGUAGCAUAAGCUUGAUCCAAUUGUUGCAAAAAUCAUUUAACAAAAAAUCAUUAUAAAAUAUUUACAAAAAACAAUUUUAUUAGAAAAUCUCCUAAAAAUUUCAGAAAAUAUCGUAAAUUUAUAUUUUAGCAAACCGUUGCUUAUGGUAGCAAUAUACAUUAUAUUUAUACACGAGAUAAUUUAACGGAAUUGCCAUGAAUGUAAACUUUUUGUAACUCACGAAAUAAUCGAAAUACAUGUCCAUUUUGUACUUCGCUA
Molecule: messenger RNA, 7566 nt
Organism: Megachile rotundata (alfalfa leafcutting bee)
Lineage: Eukaryota; Metazoa; Arthropoda; Insecta; Hymenoptera; Megachilidae
Gene: Zir
Product: dedicator of cytokinesis
Biological process (GO): positive regulation of GTPase activity; small GTPase-mediated signal transduction
Molecular function (GO): guanyl-nucleotide exchange factor activity
Source: RefSeq, a predicted model, not a curated record